Messenger RNA from Ailuropoda melanoleuca (giant panda), 15010 nucleotides. It is a transcript of the gene PEG3, whose product is annotated as paternally expressed 3. The record is from RefSeq and is a predicted model, not a curated record. Lineage: Eukaryota; Metazoa; Chordata; Mammalia; Carnivora; Ursidae. Gene Ontology annotation, biological process: regulation of transcription by RNA polymerase II. Gene Ontology annotation, molecular function: DNA-binding transcription factor activity, RNA polymerase II-specific; RNA polymerase II cis-regulatory region sequence-specific DNA binding. The coding region runs from base 6497 to 11500 and encodes 1667 amino acids. The transcript has 13 exons.
GUCGCGCGCGGACACUCAGUGCAGACGCCGGGAGCUGCGGGAGGACGAGGUCGGAUCUGAGGAACCGGCAUGUCCACGCUGGGCUGGUGGCGCCGCCGGGCGCCAGGGGCCCUGUGGGCGUGCUAGACCGUGCUCACGGGCUGCGCCUUGGUCGGGCCCGAGGCGGUGUGGUGAGGGGAGCUUCGCCUUCUCGAGCUUCUACCUUUCUCAGAAACAGCUGGCAAGAGGAAGAGGGACUAGAUCCAAACACUAGGUGGCCAGGUCCAGGUGAGCUGAAUUCCCUUCUCACAGUGCCACACUUAUCCUUGCAGUGAACACAUUCUUCCUCAUCCUGACACUUUCCUACUGUAUCUGUGUUCCAUAUAGCCAUGCAAGUGCUAUUAGUGCUCUGAAAACUCAGACUCUUCUGGUGAAUUGUGUGUUCGCUGAAAUUCUCCUUGGCCUCAUGCUUUCCCUUUCAGUUUCCUUCUUCUUUUUCCAACACUCAGCUGCACCUUCAGGCCUACUCUUUCUCUCUUGUUGGGUGAUUAAAGAAGCAUGAGAGAGAUUCAUCGGUUCAUCUAUCAAUCAUGGCCCUGAGUGGGAAAGGAAGUAUUUUCCUGGAGCUCAUAGUCUAUUGGGUAAUGAAAAACGUUGAAAAAAUAAUUGUAUCAUCCAUGUUUUUGAGAGAGAACAUUCACUAUGAACAACAGUUAACCUGAAAAAGUCCACAUAGGGCCUUCCUGAGAAGGUCAUUGAGGUUAAGGCUGAGUCCUCAAGAAAGGAGGAUGGUAGUGUGUUUUGGAAAGAGUAAUCUUAAGCAGAGGGGACAGGGGCAUUCCUGAAGGAUCCAGAGAUAAGAGCCAAAAGUCUUUGAUACCUGGAGCAAAGGAAAGAAUUGAGUUGCAUUUGAGCAUGGUGGGGAUUUUAAAGGUCAAUUGGAACUGUGUUGUGAAAGGCCUUGCAGUCAGUGGUAAGUAUAUGGGCUUGAUAUGAAGCAUAGUGGGAAACCUUUGAGGUGUUUUAACCAUGAAAGUAAGAUGGGAAUCAGAUUUGUGUUUUAAACACACCAUCUGGUUGUGGGGUUCAGAAGGGAAGGGUGGAAACUGGUUGCGGGGAGAUGACCUCAGGUCUGGGUUGAGAGAUGAUGGCUUGGAUUUGGGUCAGAGCAGAGGGGUAUGUGAAGUGGAUGGAUUUGAGAGAGGUACUAAGAGACUCAGUAGGGCCUGUACUCUUCUUUCAUGGCUUGCUGACUUUUUCAGAUAAGGUGCAGUGGGUCACAUUAUGUGGGGAAGUGGGAAAAAUAGCAAAAGUUGUUCAUUCCAUCAACACUAUGUCCAGUCUGGGACAGGACCUUGUUAGACUUUGUGUCUCUGGAAGUGGGUAACAUAAUCAUUGGCCUCAAUAUCUGCUGAAUGAGAACUCUAGUUAAAUGGAGAGUAAGAAAACAUGCUUACCAAGAUAGGUGGCUAUGCUGAUGGUGUAUUAUCAUCCAGAGAAAGGCUCAUGUGCUGUCCCAGGUGGGUCCCUGGGAAUAAAUUGGUUUAUUCCUGGCCUCAGUGAAUGCUCCAGGUAUCCAGUGUCUGGUGCUGAAGCCUGUGGAGACUUAGAAACCUUAUUUCAGCUAGGGACUUAUGUUAGUAGGUACACAUGACUGAAGCUCAGGAGACUUAUAGAAACCCUACUGACGUAUUAGUUUAUAUCGAAAGAUAAUGUGACUAAUGUACAAUGUUCCUAUUUUCUCAAUUUCGGUUUAUCAGUUUAUGGUGGGAGAUAACUACAGCAGGGACCCAAAUACUCAAAAGUAUGUAUGAUCAGCAAAUUCUCUCCCUGUAGGCAGACCUACAUGGGAAACGAAACCAUAAUGAGAAGGUUGGUUGGUGAGUAUGGAAUCAAAAUGAGAGGAUGCAGACAAGGUUUAAUAGCACUGGCCUGUAAGGUAGCCUGGUGCCACCAUCUGGUUGCAGUGAAGCUCUUGGUAGGCUUACUACGACACCAGAAGCCCCCUGUCUACAGUCCCCUUCCUCCCCAAUUUCCAUUCAAAUUAGGUCUGACCGGAAUAGCCCUUUCCUGUACAUGGUUAAAUGAACCAUGCUUUGUGGCUUGCCUUUCCAUGCCCUUCCUUUUUUUUGGGGAAAAAAUAUCUGAUUAGCUAAUUAUUGACAUUAAAAUAUGGUUAGAUAAGUCGUACUGGCUCAGAAGAUAUUCUCUUUAAAGUAGCUUUAUUCAUCUUGAACUAUUUGGAAUCUGAUCAUUAAACUAAACUCUUAGAUACUAUUUCCUCUCUUUUGAAAUUUUUGGGGAAACCCCACAAGAAUCGACAACAACAAGGAAAUUGUGCUGCAGUGUGAAAGAGGCAGGAGAAUGGAGCAAACGAGAAGAGAGCGGAGACCACACACCAUGCUGUCCCUGAGAAACGAAGAAAGUAACUUCCUCGCUUCCUGACUUUAAAGUUCUCAAUUCCAGCCCCCUCGGAUGAGGUAGGUAGAAUGAGUGAGGGGGCUGAAUCUAGGUGCACCGUGAUGAGGGACCAAAGUAAGUAAGUAGAGUUGGGGUUGAAGAAGCUCUCAUGGAGCUUCUAUCUCAACUGAUGGGUUAUGGGGAGCCUGAGGUCAAACAGCGGGGUCACGGGAUUUCUUUAUCUCUCCUUACACGUCCACUCACGUUUCUAAGCCUCUGAUAUGUGUUCUUUAAUUGAGUUUUUCCCAGUUCAAGUGAACACUUGACCUAUUGAUCCUUUGAUUGAGGCCAAAGACACCAUGCUUAUAGCAGGGAUGCCUGAUGAAUUCCAUCUUUAUUUCAGUUAUGUUAAUUGUGAGACCCAUAUUUUUGUUUUCUAUUCAUGAAAUGGAGAAGUAAAGUGCUUUAAAACAUUUAAAGAAUAGCACUAAAACUGCAGUAAAAACCACAAUGGCGACACUGUUCUAAUAGCAUCACUGCCCUGUGGUUUUAGGUGGUCAAGCUCAUGUCUGAAAUUUACUCCACGUAAAAUGCUUAUAACACAUGUAACAUUUCAUGGUUAGAUGUCCAGUGUGUGUAAGAACAGAUAUCUGGAGGUUAAAGACAGCGAGAAAUCUGUCAGCCCUUCCACCCAGGGUGGAGAGUGAGACUAGUUUCCAUCAUUUGUCUCUUCUCUUUCCCUCCCUUGGCCCCUAGGACCAGAGUCAGGCCUGAUCCCUUUGUGUCUCCACCUUUCCCUGUGUCUGCCAAAUGUGGUCAGACCUUUUAAGAUCCUGCCCUUGGCUACUACUUAACCCAUUUACUACUCCACAGAGAGCAGAGGGAAAUGCAUAGGCUUCAGUAAUUAGGGCCAUGUGAGGGUCCACCUCCAAGUCAGAAAAGGUGAUGGAUGUGCCAUGUGGCUAGAAUUCAGUUUGCACUGUAGGACAGAGGGGAGGGCCUGCGUGUGGAGUGCUAUCAAGUGGUGCAUGGGCUUGAAGAGGGUGUACAGAUAGUGGAGACUCCAUGAGACCAAUAUGAGGUGGCCUGAGGGGGAGAAUGAAGUGUCAGAGUAAGCAGGGGCCAUGUCCUGAGGACCACCACAGCAGAGGGAGUGCCGAUAAACAGUAAUAAGCAGAAAGGAAAAGGCAAGACAAACAGCAAUUGAAUUUACUUCCAAAUUUUAUAUUCAAAUUUUUUUUUCAAUUACAAACUUAGGAUAACAUUUGAACUAAAAUACAAAAUGAAAUGGAAGUAUCUUUUAUUACAUUUUUUAAAAUUUUCCCCAGUUUAUGAAGUCUUUAUACAAGUUUUAAUGUGGAAGUUUUUUUCUGAUUUAGUUUAUACAUGCUUCCACAUGUUUAAAUAUCUGUGUAGUUUAUUUUAGUGUGUGUUUUUAUUUUAACACACGUGAGAUCAUACCGAGUUCAUUAACAUUUCAAACUCAAGCUAUAAGAGUGCAGUUUGUAGGAUGUGAAACAAUGGUUGGGGGGGGGGCAUGUGAUAUACCAUCUGGAGAGUUCAUAGAAUGUGUCCACCACGUUUUCAGUCUCCAUUUACAUGGGUGUGUUUCUUUGUGUGUGUACACGUACUGCUUUGUAGCUGUUUAAUGGUGUCUAAAAGAAUUUCCAUAUAAAUACAUUUCUGUCUAUAGCAUUGCUUUCUAAGGACUGCAUUAUAUUCCUUUAUGUGAACAUUUUCAUUGUUUUUUUUUUACGUACAUAUAAAUGCCACGUGUGCUGUACAAUUUUAUACCUUAAUUUAAUGCUUCAAAAGUUUUUUUUUACAUUAGUGGUUUCUCUCAAGUUUAAAUAAACCAGUGUGUCUGUAGAAUGUAAUACUAUGUGGCCUUUAGAAUGAUGUAGAUCUGUGUGCACUAAUAUAGAAAGAUAACCAUCAUGAAUUACUAGGUUUUACAAUGCACACAAGGGGCACCUGGCUGGCUCAGCGGGCAGGGCAUGCAACUUUUGAUCUUGAGGUUGUGAGUUCGAGCCCCACGUUGGGCGGAAAGUUUACUCAAAAAAAUAAAAAUAAAAAGCACACUCAUGCAGAGCUCCUCAUGUGAUCUCAUUUGGGUAAAGAUGAGAUGCUACUCCGUACCUGGAUGUUAGAAGUUUUAGUAUAGCAACAAAUUUGAUCAAUGUGUAUGGCUUGUAGUUUCUACAUUAAAUACUCUGUAAUUGAACAUGGUAAUCAGAAAAUGAUAAAACUUUGAAAACAUGACUUAAUGGCUACGUAACAUUCUACUAAAGAUUUUGUCUGUUUUCAUUCCUUCCUAUUUGAAAAUUUUGGAGGAAUGCUGUGUUUUGGGUGCGCUGAUUUAUUUUGGUGUGAACAAAGUAUGUUUGUUAUUGGCCUUAGUGGCCUUAGCCUUCCAGUGAUGUGUUGAAAUACAGAAUUUCUUGUCAGGAGGCCAGACGCCAACACUGGUUUUAUUAUUCUUUCCUAAUGUCAAAGGCUAUCUCCAACCUUCUUGGAAAGCAUACUUGAAUAACCGGCAGAAAUUAAAGUGUUGGCCGUCUCCUCUUAUCACUUUUGUUAAAAUUACUUUACUACUUAGUCCCCAGAAAGUUCAUAGUUUGUAUUUAAAGAGUUAAUGCUUUCCUGACUGAAAGACCUUUCUUUAUUGUAAACUAAAUCCCACAUGUGUAUUACUACUUCCAUGCAAGUCAGUUUUUGGACUGCGUUAGCUCUGUUAGUGUUAUUUGUUCUAACACUCGCAUCAUUGUGUUGGAAAGAAUACUUCAUGUUUUCAUAUGUUUGGGUCAUUUUACAGACACCCCCCUGCUCCCACCACACACAUACCUUAUUCAAAAUUCUCCUGUUAUUUUUGUACACUUAUUCACCUAGAGGAACUGGAUUCUCAUUUUGUCGAAGCUCCCCACCCAGUUAAUGAAUUUUAAUUUAUGUUCAGAGAAGGAUUGACAACAAUUUCCACAUUCCCAUCUGAAAACAUAUGUUUUCAUUUAUUUAGGACUCGUUUUAUGUUCCCUUGUACAUUUAAAAAUUUUUGUUUGGAGUUGCAAAUACUUAGUAGAAUUUAUGGGAAUUUAUUUUGUUAUUAGUGGGAUUCUUUUCUUGUAUUUAUUGACAAGGUUUUUCAGCUCAAAGUAAUGCUUUUUCCACAUGAUGCCUUUUAUUUUUUCUUUCUUCAGUUGUGUUUGCUAGGUUUUUUUCCAGAAUAGUGUUGAAUGGUAGUUGUGGUGGAGGACCUCCCUUCCUUGUCCCCACCUUUAGUUGGAAUAGUUUCAGUGUUUAAUGUGCUUCCUUGCAUUUAUUUGAGAUAAAUCUUUAUUCUUAAAUGGUCUCCUGGUUUUACUUUUGCUAAGAACAUAUGAGGAGAGGCUACUGAAGUUUGCAAAUGCUUUUAAACGUAAGACAGUGCUCACGGGGUCCCCUCCCUUCCCCCUUUAAUUGAUCAUAUAGAACAGUCCACUGGAAUUGGGUUAUCUUCCUUGUAUUCCUGGAGUAGGCUUUCAUUGUCAUGGAUUAUUUAGACUUUUCUAGAUUGGAUUUAUUAAACAUUUUUGCAUUUAAGUGCAAACAAAUAUUUAUUGAACACCUUCUCUGUGUCAGUCCUGUCAGGAUAAAAUACAAUGAUGGAAAAGGCAACAGAGGCCUUGCCCUCAGGGACUUUGGGUCUAAGCGCGGGCACUCUCGUUUCUACUGGGUUCAUGCAUCUUCAAGCACAUCUCUCAUAAAAUGGGCGUGGCUGUUGCCAUGGAGGCAGAAGCUGGACUGGGGAAGUGGGGGCGAAGUGGGUAGAGCAGUUAUGCUUUUGAUUGGCCAGAGGCGCUGUCUGUCACAGGACGAGUUCACGUGGGAUCUGGGUCUUCCUGAGGGUAAGGUAAUACAUGCUCAUGGUAAAAAAAUAAAAUAAAAACAAAAAACAAAAGGAGAAUAUACAGUGAAAAAGUCCAUGGCAUUUUGACUCUGUUCCUGUGGAUAGCUGCUUGUUCUGAAGUUCCAGAAAGGAUCCUAUUCCCAAACAGGUCCCUGGGUACUGACUGUCACAGGCUGCUGCGUCUUUCCUGUUGACUCAUGUUUGGUUCCUCCAGUGAAAACUUUACUUAGAAAGAUGCUGCCUCCAAAGUACUUGUCUGCCACCAAACCCAAGAAGUCUUGGGCCCCAGAUCUGUAUGAGCUAGACAGUGACUUGACUAAGGAGCCGGAUGCCACCGUAAGAGAAGGUGCCACUGACCCUGAAUUCUUUCAUCAGAGGUUUCGGAAUUUCCUCUACGUGGAGUUUGUUGGGCCUCGGAAGACGCUGUUCAAACUCCGAAACCUCUGCCUCGAUUGGUUGCAGCCGGAGACUCGCACCAAGGAGGAGAUCAUCGAGCUCCUGGUCCUCGAGCAGUACCUGACCAUCCUUCCAGAAAAGAUAAAGCCUUGGGUGCGGGCAAAAAAGCCAGAGAACUGUGAGAAGCUAGUUACUCUGCUGGAAAAUUACAAGGGCAUGUAUGAGCCAGGAGACGACAACAGUGACCUCCGCAGCGAAGACAGCAUGAGCCGGAAGGGAGCAGAGUCCCCACCACCACGCUCCGCCUCUUCUUUCUGCAGUGACCGGGACCGGGAAUGGGACCAGGACUGGGACCGGGACCGGAAUCGGGACUGGGAGCUAGAUUGGGACCGGGAACGGGAGCAGAGAGGCAGAAGCAGAGACCUGGAGUCUCGAGACCGCUGGCCAUACACCAGGAAUCCCAGAAACAGACUUCCUCAACGGGAUCUUUCCCUUCCUCUGAUGGAGAAAACAACUUUUGCGAUGGAAAGGGAGCGCAAACGUAGGGACUCCGUGAUGGACUAUGAGUCAAGAUCCCAGGAUGCAGUGUCAUACCAGGAUGUUGUGAACCUGACUGAGGACAGGAAGCCUCAGAACCCGAUUCAGGACAACAUGGAGAACUAUAGGAAGCUGCUCUCUCUGGGGGUUCAGCUUGCUGAAGACGACGGCCACUCCCACAUGACACAAGGGCAUUCAUCGAGGUCAAAGAGAAGUGCCUACCCGAGCACCAGUCGAGGUCUAAAAACCAUGCCUGAAACCAAAAAGUCGACCCACCGGCGGGGAAUUUGUGAAGAUGAAUCUUCCCAUGGGGUGAUAAUGGAAAAAUUCAUCAAGGAUGUUUCACGCAAUUCCAAAUCGGGAAGGGCCAGGGAAUCUAAUGAUCGGUUGCAGAGGUUCCCUAGAAGGCCAGAUAAUGAUUGGAAAGAAGUUUCAUUCAACAAGAGGGAGUCGGUGAUUCAGGAGAGGGGCUAUGAAGGGAAUGCCUUUGGGGGAAGCUAUAAUUUUAACUCGAGUCUUGUUUCCAAAAAGAGAGUUCUUGAAAGAAAAAGGCGCUAUCAGUUUGACACUGAUGGGAAGGGCUCCGUUCAUGAGCAGAAAGGCUAUGCAAGGAAGAGACCUUUUGAAUGUAGUGAAAUGAGAAAAGCCAUGAGCAUGAGCAGCCUUAGCACCCCCUCCUUCACCGAGUCGCACCCACUUGAUUUUGGAGCAAUGCCCUAUGUGUGUGAUGAGUGUGGGAGGUCUUUCAGUGUGAUUUCAGAAUUUGUUGAACAUCAGAUCAUGCAUACUAGAGAGAAUCUAUAUGAGUAUGGUGAAUCAUUUAUUCAUAGUGUGGCUGUCAGUGAGGUUCAGAAAAGUCAGGCUGGGGGGAAACGCUUUGAAUGUAAGGAGUGUGGGGAAACCUUCAAUAAGAGUGCCGCUCUUGCCGAACAUCGGAAAAUUCAUGCUAGAGAGCAUCUUGCAGAAUGUAAUGACGAGGAGUAUGAGGAGCCCUUCAUGCCUAGCCCAACCUUCAGUGAGCUUCAGAAAAUAUAUGGAAAAGAUAAAUUCUAUGAAUGUAAGGUAUGUAAGGAAACCUUCCUUCAUAGUUCUGCCCUGAUUGACCACCAGAAAACCCACGGUAGAGAUGACAAAGAUAAUGAGCAUGGGGAAACCUUUAAACCCAGCCUGCCCCUUAAUGAGCUUCAGAAAAUGUAUGGUAAAGAGAAAAUGUAUGAAUGUAAGGUGUGUGGGGAGACCUUCCAUCAUAGCUCAUCCCUGAAAGAACAUCAGAAGACCCAUACUAGAGGAAUCCUAUUUGAAAAUAAGGGUAGAGUGUGCGAGGAAACCUUUAUUCCUGGUCAGUCCCUUAAAAGGCGUCAGAAAUCUUACUCAAAAGAGAAGCUCUAUGACUUUAAAGAUGGUGGGGAUGCCUUUAGGCAAAGCUCGGACCUCAGUGAGCAUCAGAAAAUUCAUUCUCGAAAGAACCUCUUUGAAGGCAGGGGGUACGAGAAGUCUGUCAUUCAUAGCGUGCCCUUCACUGAAUCUCAGAAGAGUCAUACUAUAACAAGACCACCUGAAAAUGAGGAGGAUGAGAAGGCAUUCACCAUCAGCUGUAACCCUGAUGACAACCAGAAGAUUCCUACUAAAGAAAAUGCCUGUGAGAGGAAACCAUAUGAGAGGUCUGUUAUUCAUAGCUUAGCCUUUGCUAAAGCUCAGAAAAGUCAUAGUGCAGUAGGGCCGAGUAAACCACAAGUGAUUGCAGAGUCUACCAUUCAGAGCUCAGGUGUUACUGAACAUCAGAAAGUCCCUGCUGGAGAGAAUUCUGAAGGAAAGAAAUGUGAGAGGUCUGUUAUCCAUAGCUUAGCUGCUUUCAAACCUCCCAAAAAUUGCAAUGGAAAUGAAGUCAUCGAAUGUGAUGAAAAGGGAGAAUCUUCCACUUACAGUUCAGACCUUCGUGAUAAGCAACAGAAAACUCCUGCCAGAGAGAACCCUUAUGAAGGGGCUAAGAGUAACAACUACAAGGACUCUGUUAUACAAAGCGUAUCUCGUAUCGAACCUCAGAAAAGUCUUACUAGUCAGGGGUCCAGUGAGUCGUCUAUUCCCAGCUCAAAUGUCCGCGAACAUCAGAAGGCUCGUGCUAAGAAAAAAAACAUUGAGCGUAGGAACUAUGAGACCUCUGUAAUUCACUCCCUACAUUUCGGUGAACCUCAAACAUUUCGCCCUAGAGAGAAAUUCUAUGAAUGUCCAGAGUGUGGAGAAUCCUUUGUUCGUAGCUCCGACCUCACUGAGCAUCAGAAGAUUCAUGAUAGAAAGAAACCUUCUGGAAGUAAAAACUAUGAACGAUCUGUAAUUCGCAGCUUAGCCUCUACCGACCCUCAGACAAGUUACGCUGAACAAGCACAGACAAGUUAUGCGGAACACCCCGGGCAGAUGAGAUACUCUGAACAGCCAGCACAGACGAGUUACGCUAAACAACCAGCACAGACGAGUUACGCUAAACAGCCAGCACAGACAAGUUACAUUGCACACCCAGUGCAGAUAAGUUACUCUGAACACCCAAUGCAGCUGAGUUACACUAAACCAGCACAGAUGAGUUACACUAAACCAGCACAGAUGAGUUACACCGAGGAGCAGGCACAGACGAGUUAUGCUGAACAGCAAGUGCGCAACAAAUGUAAGGAGUGUGGGGAAUGCUUUGCCACCAUUGAAGAGCUUGGUGCACAUCAGAAAAUCUAUGCCCGAGAAGAAUUGCAUGGUCGGAAGCUCUUUGGAAACUCUGUUAUUCAGGGCGUAGGCCUCGAUGGGCCUCGGCAGGUGGAGCCUCGGCAAGAAGAGCCUCGGCAGGAUGAGCCAGAUGAGCGGGACGAGCAGGAUGAGCCUGAGGACACCAUCUAUGGAUGUAAGGACUGUGGGCUGGGCUUCGCAGAUCGCGCAGACCUUAAGGACCAUCAGAAAGUUCAUGGCCGAGAGUAUCUCAUCGAUAGUCGGGAGUACACACAUUCUGUAAUCCAUACCCAUUCUGUCAGCGAAUAUCAGAAAGAUUAUAUUGGAGAGCAGCUCUAUGAAUGCCCUGCAUGUGGGGAAUCUUUUGUUCAUAGCUCAUUCCUUUUUGAGCAUCAGAAAAUCCAUGAGCAAGAUCAAUUCUUUGGCCAUAGAAGAUAUGAUGAGCCUUUUAUGCAACCCUUGGUCAUUAACCCACGGAGGCCUCGUGCCCCACAGAAGAAUCCUCCUGCAGGAACAUCCCUUCAAUGCCACGUGUGUGGACAAGACUUCAUUCAUGGUUCUGUCCUUAGUGAACAUAUGAGAAUUCAUACUGGAGAGGAUUUACCGGAGCAGGGCCAGAGAAGUGAAGAUGCAGUCAGUCCAGGCUUAGCCCUUGCUGAGUUUCAGAGAAGUCAAACCGAAGAGAAACACUAUGAAUGUAAAACAUGUGGAGAAUCCUUCCUCAAUCAGUCAGACCUUAGGGAGCACAUGAGAAUUCAUGAGAAGGAUGAGCCCUAUGAUUAUGGGGCCUCCUUCGUUCACACCUCAUUUCUUACUGAGCCCCCCAAAAGAGAUUCACCGUUCUAUGAAUGCAAGGACUGUGGGAAGUCCUUCAUUCAUAACACAGUUCUCACUAAACAUCAGAAGCUUCAUCUUGAAGAAGAAGAAGAAGAAGAAGGAGCCCAGGAGGUUGAAGCCAAUGUCCUUGUUCCACGAGAAGUUCUGCGGAUCCAGGGAUCAAAUGUAGAAGCUGCUGAGCCAGAGGUGGAGGCUGCUGAGCCAGAGGUGGAGGUUGCUGAGCCCAAUGUGGAGGCUGCUGAGCCCAAUGGAGAGGCUGAAGGGCCAGAUGGGGAGGCUGCAGAGCCAAAUGGGGAGGCCGAGCAGCCCAACGGAGAGGCUGAACAGCCCAAUGGAGAUGCUGAUGAACCAGAUGGUGCAGGGAUUGAAGACCCAGAAGAAAGAGCUGAAGAGCCAGAGGGAAAGGCUGAAGAGCCAGAGGGAGAUGCUGAUGAGCCAGAUGGGGCAGGGAUUGAAGACCCAGAAGAAGAAGGUGAAGAUCAAGAGAUUCAAGUUGAAGAACCAUACUAUGACUGUAGGGAAUGUGGAGAAACCUUCACUUCCAACUCAGCCUAUGGUGAGCACCUGAAAACCCAUGCUAGGGUGAUAAUAUUUGAGCCUGGAAAUGUCUAUGGGGAAAGCUCACGCUACACUGAACAUGCCAGCACCAGCACUAGUGACAACGAUAGGGCCGAUGACAAGUACUUCAAAUGUGAUGUCUGUGGGCAGCUUUUCACUGAUCGCCUGUCCCUUGCUAGACACCAGAAUACUCACACUGGCUGAGAACACAAUUACAGAGGUUAGGAAACCUUCAUUUAGAACUUGACCCCUACUAAAUCAGAGACUUCAAACCAAUCUAUAAUAAUGUCAGAAGGAAACUUACCUUGGCAUGUACACAUCUGACUUUUAAUAUCAGACAACACAGACUAAAAAGAGACCAAGGUGGAAACUCCUUUGGUUUUAGCUCUCCCCCAUCACACAUCGGUGUAUGCAUGUGGGAAAGCUAUAGCACAUACCUUUCAUCUGAGUAAUCUAUUGAGGGAAAAUCCUAGAAGUUUUUGAGAUGACAGAAAUAGCCCCAGUCAAAUGUAAAUGACACUUCUAUAGCCUAUAUAUAAUGUUCCCUGCAAUGUAUAUAAAAUAGCAUAUCAUAGCAAAACAGUAAUCACAUAUAUUUGGAUUUAAUAUACAAUUACAGUUUACUGUGCAGAGGUACCUUACCUGGUACUGAUUUUUUUUUUCUUUUUGGAGGAGGAAGAGAGCAACAAAUUAGAAUAUAUUUCUAAGUAUCUUAAAUUCUGAGAAAGACUUAAUUGUGCAUUAUUUGAACCCCAUCAGUAUCGUUUUGAGUAAUUGUGUAUUGUUCCUUACCGUUAAGUAUUCCUAUAAAAGUGUAAGCAUGAAAGGUAAAAUGUCUUUUAUUCUUUGCUGUUUGAAAAGAGAAGUACUUGGAACUUCCUUUUCAGCCUUUUUGUCUACACCAACACUUUGGAACCUAAUGCUGUGUAAGCCUUUACAGUAUGUGGAUUGGCCUUUUGUGACCCAAAGUGAUUGGUUGACACCUUGUACCUUGCAGUGAUUCUCAUGCAAAAAUAUUACAAGGUUUUUUUUUUUUUUUAACCAACUUGAUGUGUGUUUGAUAGUGAAUUUAUAAAAGCCGAAGCUUUUCCCUAUAAAACUUAUGCUUUUGCCUUUAAAGAGUGGGUUGUAACCAUCACUAGAUCACAGUAGUGCCUACUGAUGAUUGAGAAGCAGAGGGAGAGGCUUUCAUGUUGUAAAUAAGGAUGCAGGGUUACAAUUUCCAUCACUUCCUUUGUGCGCUUCCUGCCUUAAGUGACAAGUAGCAGUGUGGCUUCAUUAGUAUUAUAUGGCCACAAGUCAGUUUGCACCCUGGGUGCCCAGGAGCUAGUAUCCUUAGAGCUUUCUAUCGCUUAAUUCUUGUCUUCACCUGUCUGACCCUCCACCCCAUGUCUAACUUGCAUUUUCAAAAUUUAAAAAAAAAAAAAAAGCUUUCAUUACAGUCAACUUAAGCUUAACAUGGACUCAGGUUCCCCAGCAGCCUUAAUUUGUUUCCUUACCAUCUGUUCCUCCCUCUUUCAGCCCUUCUAAGUAUUUCCGAGCUAUCCAUUAGUGUCACGUAUGUCUGAUCACCUCAGUUUUCCACUUAUUCACAAAUUAACCUCAUAGCUUGAGGUUUCCUGUGUCCUGUUCUGUGGACCACCUGUGCUUCUUUUGCUUCCCCUCCCCUUGCAUAAUGACUAUUAAAUUUUUUAGCUUUGAGUUGGCUGGAAAAAAAAAUUUUUAAAAAAUUUAAAGUGGCUCUGUAGAUUAAGUGAGCAAAAAAUAACAGCAGAUAAUUUGAGCAAGCAAAAUUAAUAUACCUGCUGGGGGAACGUGUCUAAAUCUCACUCUCCUAGAUCCUCAUGGUUGGGGCUCUGAGAGUGUAUGUCAGAGCUGCAGGGAAUGCCAAAGUCAAGGGAGGUUGUAGUGUUGAAAGCAUGAAGCAGAAAUGAGGAAGCCAAAGAAGGGAGUCCUGAUACAUCACCAGAUCUAGGAGGGUAAGGAAGCAGACAGAAGGAAACAUGGGAAGCAAGACUUAGAAGGCCAGGUUGGUGGGAAUGAAUUGAGCAGGAUGUCCUGGGCAGUUAAGAAGGGGCCUUUUCGGUGUAGGUGAGGGCCAGCUGCAUAGAAAGACCUGAGGUAGGAAUGGACAUCCAAGGAGCAUUGAGGCCCUACAUCACAGGAGGACCCUUUAGAUGGGAACCAGCAUUGAUGUUAUUGGGGUGAAUUUGGGUUUAUCGCUGUUGGCAGCAUUAACUUGCCAAAUGUCAGGGUGCCCAUUCCAACCUUAUGUUAGUGAAAAAUUAGGAACAACAUAAAUGCCAAACAGUAGGAGAAUGAUUACGUGAAGGUACCCAUGGACUGUCAUGCAGCUGUUUAAAAAUGAUAAUCACGAAGAGUUAUGUAGCAACGUGGAAAUAUAUUUAUGGAAUAUUGAGUGGAAAAAGCAGGACACAGAAUUAUAUUUAUACUACAGUUAUAAGUGAUUAAAAAUGUACGCUUAUAGUCAAAAGCUGUUGUGUUGUUGUUGCUGUUGUAGGCUUAUAGUUAAGCAUUAUUUUCUUAAAUUCUUUGAAUGUUCUUUAUGGUAGUGUUAACUACAAAGUUUAUAAUCACCUUUCCAUUGUGAACAUAAUUUGAACUCAUUAUCAGACACUUGGAAAAUACAGAAAAGUGGAGGAAAAAAAAUCCAUAUUCCAACCAUCCAAAGACAGAUAUACUCUUCAACAUCUCAUUUAUUCUUGUUUCUGUGCACAGGUUUAUGAUUAUAACUGUGUCAAAAUGUGUAUUCAAAAUAGCCGUUAUGUUAUCUUUGUGGAAUUAUGGUUAAAUACUUUCAUCUUAAUGUCUUCAAAUGUUCCUUAUAAUAGUGUUCUGAUAACAAAGUUUAUUAUGUGUGUUUACAUUACAAGCAUAAUACAUACCCAGAGGAAAAAUUGGAAAAUACACUAAAUUAGAAAAGAGAAAAAAGUCACCCAUUUUCCCAAUACACAACACCUACUGUUAACAUCUUGAUCUGUUUCCUCCAUCUUGUUUUAGUGCACAAGCUUGUGAUUGUAACAGUGUUAAAUAUGUAUGCAUAAAGUCUAAAAUGAAAAAAAAUAUGGAAAAUAAUUAAAAUAGUGUUGUCAUUGUGGGAUUAUGGUUAAAUAUAUUGUCUCAAAUACCUUUGGUGUUUUGGUAUUAAAUCUUAUGUAUGUAUUUCUCCACUACAAAUAUAAUACAUACUCAUAGGAAACUUUGGAAAAUUCAGUAAACUGGAAGAAAAGAAAUUCACCCAUAUUCCCAACACCUAGCAACAAUUGCUGUUAACAUCUUGAUCUGUGCACCAGUCUAUGAUAAUUAGGGUGUUAAUGAUAAGUAUACAUAGAGUCAAAGAUGGGAAGAAAUAUGGAAAACAGUUAAAUAGUUGUGUGGUUGCUGUGGGAUUAUGGUUAAAUAUUUUGUCUUGGUUUCCUCGAAUGGUCUUUAUCAUAGUGUUUUGGUAAUCCACCUCUAUCACAUAUAUUUCCAUAUAAACACUGUAUGUGUUCAUCAUAGAAACUUUGAAGUUGCAGAAAUGUAGAAGAGAAACUCACCCAUAUUUUCACCAUCCAAAGACUGUGGUUAACAUUUUGAUAUACUUUCUUCAUCUUGUUUCUGUGCACAGGUUUUUGGUUUGAUAAUAUGGUUGUGGUUGUUCUAUCUAUCUGUAAUAGUGUCAACAAUAAAAAUAAAGUUAAAAAUAAGAUA